UCUUUGGGAUUGGCAUUGAUAUAGAAAGAGAGUCCAACCCCUCUUAUGUGGUGGGGUCGCCCUGUGCUUGCCCCUCAACACCAGCGGCCCUCAGGAACAAAUCACCACACCGCAUCACAUUUCUGACAGGCUUUGGUACUGCACACCAUUACUAUCCUGUCCUGACCUUUGAAUGGUCGACCUCCAAUUUGAGUGUCCAAGCUCUUCUGAUGAAAACCUGCCCUCUUUUUACCUCUUCAUCUCCUUUGAAGUGUCUCCCAUUCUAGCUUUUGUGGGACGCGAACCAUUUCUAAUCGUUCCUUAUCGAUUAUCCCUGCCGCAAAUCCUAUCGUAUUUACUUUGUUCCCUAUCGUGCUCUUGCUCCCCCGCCAGCUAGCUACUCCUGCUCAACCUGGCUCUGGUCUCUCGAGUGAAUUUUUCCAGCAGUCGACUAGACUACUCACCAUCCGGAUACCCAAUCCACACCAUUGCAUGAUAGCUGCUUGCGCAGAGGAUACAUGCAGGCCAUGCCGCCGCGAUCCUCCCUCACCAGCUCUUUCUCCGUUACGGACGCAAAUAAUGAAGUGGUCUGUCCGCUGAGGAAUCAAGAUGGCUCAAGCUGCCGAAAACGCUGCCUCGGCGAGAAGCGAUAUCGCUCAAUGCAGGAGCAUAUCCGCCGUGCGCACCCAGAACAUUAUAUUGCAAAGCUCCCUGCCACUGAGGAGAGCUUUCUUCUAAUGAUAAACUCGCCUCCAUCCGAGCGUCCUCCACAACCGGUUGGAGCAUCUAUCCGCUCGUCGGGCGCUGGUCGCUCCAAAAUGGCAUAUGAAGGCGAUAUAAGCUCGCCUGCUACGCCUAGGACUUCGGAUGAGAUAUACCCUUCGGCCCUUUUGCCGGCCGCAAGUGCUGCAGCGGCUCUGGCGCAGCUGCAUACCCACCGACCGGAUUCUGAUUGGGAGUCAGAGACGGAAGCACAAUCUGAUCUGGAAGGGAAUCAUUCCCGACUUAAGCUAUCGCCUGAUUUUUCUCGUCACGAAGUUCGCAUGUUCAAGGAUGAGCCUUUCCAUCUCUCCCACAAACCACGUGAAUUACUUCCUUCUAUCAUCCCACGUUCACCACCGGGGCGUUCAUCCACCCUUCCGCCACUUCAUCGGCGAGAUAAACAUGCAAGGCCCCGCAAGUCCUCCAUUACUUCACAUGCACGAAAAGCCAAGCAUGAGAGGACAAAGUCAAAGGAGCAUGCGAGAAGGAUGAGCUAUGAAGGACGAAAAGCAUAUUCUGCAGAACCUCAGGGUCAUGCUUUGGCGUUGGGCAAGAGAUGGGAAGACCUUAUUGAUGCGGCAGCGUCAGCCACCGAAGCUGAAGAUGAGCAGGAUUCCACCCCAGUCCCGCAGUCGCCGCUGCUCAUCAGUCGGGGCUCGAUGCCCCCAUUUUCCAAUUCUCACUUUCAAUCUUAUGUGGCAUCGCCUUUGCAACAAGCUUUGACGCCCCCUCCUGCCGAUCCGUAUAUACAACCCUUUCCUUCUGUGGAGUCUUCCAUUGACUCGACCACCCAGUCCGGCAGAAAUUUUCAUAUGCAAGCACAUGGCCUUUCCGACUCGUCGCCUACUUCUCCCUCUCAAAUGGUCCAGAUCUAUUGCGCUGCAUGCUCGCGCCCUAGCUUCCUCAAACAAAGCUACGCAUGCACCGAGUGCAUUUGUGGCAUAUGCCAUGACUGUGUUGAUGUCCUGCUCGUCCAACAGAGCCGCGACAAGAUUAGCCGCUGCCCACGAUGUGGAACUGUGGGCGGUAAAUUCAAGCCGCUCCAGCUGGAUAUUCGAUAAUGGCGUUCCUAUUUAUUCUCUUCGGCACGUGCAAUUUUUCUCAUCCUAAAACCCAUUUACGAGGCAACGAGAUACAUAUACACACAACGGAAUUCGGACAU
Molecule: messenger RNA, 1903 nt
Organism: Xylona heveae TC161
Lineage: Eukaryota; Fungi; Ascomycota; Xylonomycetes; Xylonales; Xylonaceae
Exons: 5
Coding region: 498-1802 (434 amino acids)
Source: RefSeq, a predicted model, not a curated record